This is a messenger RNA of Adineta steineri, 600 nucleotides long. Lineage: Eukaryota; Metazoa; Rotifera; Eurotatoria; Adinetida; Adinetidae. The record is from the annotation of a GenBank genome assembly.
AUGAAUACCAAUGCUGAAUUUAAUCUUCGAUUUACGAAAAAAAUGAUUGAAAAAGAAGCAUCUGCAGCUGAAAAAAAAUAUGAAGCAAGUCGAAAAAAAGCAUUAGAUGCAUUGAAAAAAUCGGGUGAUGUUGAAACGGCUCGUAUCUAUGCUGAAACAGCUAUUCAAAAUCGAACAUCACAUAAUCAAUUUCUUAUUAUGGCUUCACGUAUUGAUAGUGUGAUUUCUAAAAUUCAACAAGCAAAUGCACAAAGCGUCAUGGUUAAAAAUAUGAAACAAGUUAAUAAAAUGCUUGAGCAUGUAAAUAAGGAUAUGAAUGCUGCGGAAUUAGCUAAAGUUAUGGAAAAAUUCGAACAAUCAUUCGAAGAUUUUGAUGUUAAAGAUAAGGUAAUGAAUGAUGCAAUGAAUAAUGCUAUGGCAACAAGUACACCAACUGAAGCUGUACAUGAUCUUUUACGUCAAAUUGCUGAUGAAAAUAAUUUAGAUAUUCGUGCACAACUCGAUGCUACUCCAGCAAUUCCACAAACAAUACAUACACCAGCGCAACAAGUGGCUGCGGAACAAAAUCAACGUUUAGCUGCUCUUCGUCACGCGACAUAA